AUGAAAAAUUUAUGGAGGCGUUUAAAGCCCAAAUAUAUCCACCCAAAAGAAUACACUGAAUUGCGAAGUAUCUAUAAAUACUAUAUCGAUACGUAUAAUGUGCUGUAUCAGUUAAAAACGGAAAAUGAAGAAGAAUUAAACUCUAUUUACAAAAUUAUCAAAACAGAACUCAUUGAUUCAAGAGUUUGUUCCCCAACAAGUAUUGUCAAAGAUAUUUUUCGCAUCAUCACAUUCAAUAACCGCUUUACAAACUCAUAUUUGACUCUUGCCAAAUUCAUUACUGAUGAUUAUCAUUUAACACAGAUCGACGGUAAUGGUUUUCUUCCUGACUUCCUGUUUUAUAAAAAAUAUAGAAUUAAAUUAAACAACCAUAUUGAUUACAAAAAUGAUUUAACAAAUAUCGAUAUUCAUACAGAAAAUACCAUUUACAAUGCAAUUAUGUAUAAUGACCUAGAAAGAUUCAUCUUUUUUACGGAAAGAGAAGGAUUUGAUAAAGAUCAAAAAAUUUUAAACAGUUUAUAUCCAUAUAAUUGUGAAUAUUCAUUACUUGAAUUAUGUUGUUAUCAUGGAGCUGUUGAUUGUUUCAAGUUAUUAAGAACGAAAUUUAAAUCCGAAAUAACUCAAAAAUGUUUAGAAUUUUCAUUUUUAGGAGGAAAUGCAGAGAUCAUGAGUGAAUGUUUGAAAUAUCAAACACCAAAUGGAACAUGCAUGAUGUUUGCAAUUAUCUCACACAACAUUGAUUUUGUUACGUUCUUGAUGAAUGAAUACAAUAUAGAGAUCGAUUUAUUCAAUUGCGAAAUAUACAAAAAUCUUGAAGCAUUUUUAGUUUAUUUGGAUCAAACUAAAGAUGCUAAAAAUGCUUAUUUUACUCCCCGAUAUUUAAUAUUCAAUCCUUUUGCAAAUACAUCCUUUCUCUUGGUGCAAAUAUCAAUGAAAAAUAUGAUCUUGGAAGAACAGCUCUUCAUAAAGCAGCAGAAAAUAAUUGUAAAGAAAUAG
Molecule: messenger RNA, 996 nt
Organism: Trichomonas vaginalis G3
Lineage: Eukaryota; Parabasalia; Trichomonadida; Trichomonadidae
Product: protein of unknown function (DUF3447)
Exons: 1
Coding region: 1-996 (331 amino acids)
Source: RefSeq, a predicted model, not a curated record